AUGAAAAAAGGAUUCAAAGAUCUAAAAGCAGUUGGCUAUCAGACAGAUGUUCCAUACGUGGCAUUAUCAAACUACUGCUGGUCAUUCUCAUGUCCAAAGCCAGGAGCAGAAGUGGAAUUUCUUGAUUUAACGUUUCAAGUCAUGAACUCAACUGGAACUAUCAUACAAAUUGAUGCAGAUAUUGAACAAUCCAUUGACAUGGUUGGCAACGGCACAGCAGAUAUCACUUUGGUUACAGCUCGUCAAACAUUAGAAAGAAUGAAAAAGGUGGAUUUUACUACUCCAAUCGGGUUCGUUUACUAUGGAUAUUUGGUGCGGGAAAUUCCAGAAAUCGCAGUAGCGGAUUAUAUAAUGGGUCUUUUCGAUUACGAUACACUUGCAAUCUUGAUCAGUUUCGGAAUAAUAAUUGGAGCAUUGGUAUAUCUGUAUACAUGGAUAUUUGAUAAAAGAAUUCGGACAAUAUGGGAUUGGAUGAUUGUUAGCUGUUCUGGUAUCAUUCGACAGUUUCAGUUCAAAAUCUCGUCACCCAUUUGUGCACUUGUGAUAGUUGGUAUCUGGUUAUGGUGUUGUCAAGUGAUAAUCACUUAUUAUGAAGCAAAGCUGAAAAGUUUUCUUCUUUUAUCUCAUCAUCGAGGCACAAUAUUCAAUACAUUGGAUGGAGUCCUCGAGUCAGUUGAACACAAGGGAUGGACACUUGUUAUACAAGAAAGAGGAUAUACUCCGUAUCUUUGGUGUAAUCCAGAACAGUGUAAGCGACUGGAUAGACUCAAAUCGAGAAUAGUGUUUCUCGGCGCAGAUGAUGACAUCAAUUUGGUUAUUGGUCAAGACAAGCAUGUUGGGUUUUCUGCAGUUGCUAGUGAUCUUGCUCAAUCUGAUAUCACUUAUUUCGAUUUUCAUUCUAAAAUAUUAUUUGUUCGAGACAAAAUCAUGGCUCCUGAAAACAUAAAAGGCCUACGAGAGAGGUUCAACCGUGCAGUUGCAUACACAAAGAACGGUUAUGACACUGUCCGUUCUCGAUAUAUUGCAGCAUUUCCAGCCUAUAAUGCUGUCACUUCUCAGUCUCAGACUGCUACUGUUCUCCAAACAACUCAUUUCAUUCAACUAUAUAAAUUCUGCAUAAUUAUUUAUGGUGUUGCUGGAAUUGUUUUGAUUCUAGAAAUAAUAAUCCAUAGAAUGGCAAGACAUUUCGAAGUGUUUGGUCACACCUAUACUUACAGUUUGGCUGGAUUCGAAUGGAGAUUUGCAAGACCAAAAUGGACGCAUUUCCCAAGAAGAAAUACUGUAAUUCUUCCAUUAUCCAAAUCGUAUAGUCCCGAAAGAAGACGAGUUACCGUAUGA
Molecule: messenger RNA, 1338 nt
Organism: Caenorhabditis remanei
Lineage: Eukaryota; Metazoa; Nematoda; Chromadorea; Rhabditida; Rhabditidae
Exons: 9
Coding region: 1-1338 (445 amino acids)
Source: RefSeq, a predicted model, not a curated record